AUGUCGAAUAAAGAUCCAAAAUCAAAUAAAAAUAUUAAUACAAUUAAUGAUGAUAUUCAAGACCGACGUGAUACAGAAUUAACUUUCUUAAAGAAAGUUAAUGAAGAAUAUGAAUUACGUUUAACACCAAGUGGAAGUGAACAAGGUGAGAAAAGAAUUAGAACAGCUAGUGAUGAAGAAUAUGAUAAAAUUAUCAAGGAAUAUGGUUCACCAAAAAGACCUCGCUCAAGUCAAAGAAAAACCCGUACAAUAACCAAUUCUUAUUAUACAGCGACAGCUACAUCCAAUUACAACAACAUUUCUUCACGAAUAGAUAAAAUGGACAACGAAUUAAAUAAUAGCCAACAAAAUGCAACUGUUAAAACAGGAGAUUUUAAAUUUAAAAUCACGAGAAAUGCUAUUACUUAUGCUGUUGAACAAAAUCUUCCUGCAAUUCGUCUUGAAUGUGAACCCAAAUUAAAUGAACAUAAGGAUGGUGCUGCAUUAAUAAAAGAAUUAAUUAAAGUAAUUGAAGAUGAUUUUAAAAAAAUCAAUCCAAAAAUAAAAACAAAUAGUGAUAUUGGUUUUGAUACUUGGUUUAUUGAUAAUAAAGGUGAUUUACUGUGUUAUACUAAUAAGGGCAAGCUGGAUGCUACCAAGCGGGUCCACAUGUUGCGGAUAGUGGAAUGGCCAUUAGUAUGA
Molecule: messenger RNA, 681 nt
Organism: Rotaria sp. Silwood1
Lineage: Eukaryota; Metazoa; Rotifera; Eurotatoria; Philodinida; Philodinidae
Source: the annotation of a GenBank genome assembly